Closterium sp. Naga37s-1 is the source of this 468-nucleotide messenger RNA. The record is from the annotation of a GenBank genome assembly. NCBI's taxonomy places the organism in Eukaryota, Viridiplantae, Streptophyta, Zygnematophyceae, Desmidiales, Closteriaceae.
AUGCGUCGUUUUUUUCUGGGAGGCACUCCCUCCCACCCCGUCAUCGCUUCUCCUUCCCCACCACCUGUUGCCUCACCCUCCCACCCACCUCGUCAUCGCCUCUCCCUCCCACCUUUCCAGCGCUGCUCCCUCCCACCCUGCCAUCCACUUUCCAUUCCACCCCGCCAUCCCCUCUCCCUCCCACCGCGCCGUCGCCGCUCCCUCCCUCCCGCCGUCGCCUCUAUGUUCCUCCCGCCGUCGCCUCUCGCUCCUCCCCGCCGUCGCCUCUCCCUCCUCCCCGCCGUCGCCUCUCCCUCCUCCCCGCCGUCGCCUCUCCCUCCUCCCCGCCGUCGCCUCUCCCUCCUCCCCGCCGUCGCCUCUCCCUCCUCCCCGCCGUCGCCUCUCCCUCCUCCCCGCCGUCGCCUCUCCCUCCUCCCCGCCGUCGCCUCUCCCUCCUCCCCGCUGUCGCCUCUCCCUCCCACCCCGUAG